AUGCGCUGCAACCCCCCCUCUGCCCAGCAUGCGGCUUUGCAAGCUUUCGACACCAGGAGCCGCCACUGUUUUGCUGCGCUCACUGGUUUGCACCUCAACCGCACGCAGUGGCAACAAGCCGGCCGGGGUUUCGCGCAAGCAGGCCUGGGCCUGCGCCAAGCUGUGGUAGACGCACCCGCUGCCUACCUGGCCUCGCGCGGUGGUGUCGCCUCGGCAUGCCAACAGCUCGAUGCUGGCUUCGACUCUGCUGCUCUGUCCGAGACGGCUGAGGUCAGGCAAGCGCUUGUCUUGUUGAAUGCACAACUGGCCCAACCCCUUUCAGGCUCAGCAGCAUUGGCAAAGCGCCAGGGUGAGCUUUGUGACCUCCUGGAUGAUGCCAGUUGGCGGCGCCAGCUUUCUUGCUCGACUCCGGUUGCCAAAGCCUUCCUGCUUUCUGAAACGCAGGUGGGCGCCAGGGCUUUCUUGGCCGCUGUGCCCCGUGAGCGUGGUCGCAUGGAUCCAGCUGCCUUCGUGGCGGAGCUGCGUCUCCGGCUGGGAAUUCCCGAGGCCACGGAUGAUGUGUGGUGCCCUCGCUGCGACAGCGUCCUAGAUGCUUACUCCCACCACGCUGGCGUUUGCUCCGUAGGUGGGGAGCGCACGCUCCAUCACAACGCUGUCCGGGAUUUGGUGUGCUCGUGGGCCACCCGAGCAGGUCUGCAGCCAGAGAAGGAGAAGCCAAACCUUCUCCUGCCGCAACGGCCCGAGGACAGCCAUCUGGCGCGCAAGCGCCCCGCUGACAUCUUCAUCCCCUGCUUGGAGGGGACCCCGUCCGCUCUCGACUUUGCCAUCACUGGCCCCCAGCGGAUGGAGUCCCUCCCCCAGGCAGCUGCUGAAGCUGUCAGCGCGGCAGCUGCUUACGCGGCAGUAAAGGCUAGCCACCAUGAUACUGCGGCUGUUUGCACUGUGCAGGGAGUCAAGUUCAUUCCCAUGGUGGCCGAAACUACCGGGGCGUGGGACAAGGGGGCUGCGCGCGUGCUGCGGCUGAUCGCAGCAGCUACAGCAGCCCGUGAAGGCGGUGACUGCGCCGCCCUCACGGCCACCAUGUUCCAGGAACUUUCCGUGUGCAUCCGGGGCUUCCGCGCCCGAGCCACUCUCCGCAGGAGAGCUGAGUUGCAUGUGGCCGCCCGCAAUGACCCGGUGCGGUCAGCAGAGCUUGUGCUCGAGUCGUCGGGACUGUAG
Messenger RNA from Symbiodinium natans, 1218 nucleotides. Lineage: Eukaryota; Dinophyceae; Suessiales; Symbiodiniaceae. The record is from the annotation of a GenBank genome assembly.